AUGAAACAAAGUAUGAUACAUCAAGAUUUGGCCUUUGAUUAUUUGGAAUUGAAAAUUUCGGUCGAUGACUCUUCAGAGGCCAUAAAUUCUGCACAAACAGCUAUAUUUCAGUAUCUUACUAAAGUAUUACUAUUGUACGAGGAGAAUGAAAUUGGCAAAUAUAAAACAGAAGAAUAUAAAUAUGUAUCUGACCAAUUAAUGAAUUUACUACUUUUUUUGAAGAAAGAUCACGCAAAAAAGGGUGCCCCGAACUUCAUGACAGUUAACUUGUACAGAUUGCUAGGCAGAGACCUAUCAGCAUCCUAUUACACUCUUCUGCAAGAGACAGAUACAAAAUUUUCUUCUAAAUUAUCAAAUGCCGUGAAUACAUUAACUGAAGUCUUUAUUAGAGGAGGAAACAAAAUCAGUAUGCAUGGCAAUUGGUAUAAUUGCUUCAAGCAUGGUGCUGUUAUUAUCCUUCAAUUUUUGUUCGAACGUUUCAAUGGGUUCUUGAACUCCUAUAAGGAAGAAAUGUUAACUGCAUUAUAUAAACAUUUGGUGAAAUGUUAUGACAACUAUAACGCUGCGGUGGAAGAUCACAUUUUUCGGGCAAAUUACGUUUCCGAUAUGAUGAAACUCAUUAACGUAAUACUAUCAAAUGACAAUAAUUCAAAUACUUUAAAUGAAAAGUUGCUGACUAGGCUUUUUAAAUUGUGCAAAAACAUAUUAUCUCAGGACUCAAAUGAUCAUCCAAUAUUCCCUGUCCCAUCGUUAAUACAGGCUGUUGACAUAACAUCUAUACUCCUAAAAUCAGACCGCUAUCUUUCUGGUAUCUCGUCGAAAAAAGCACGCUCUAGGCCAGAUUAUUUUUUAAUAACCAGCUCAAAAUACCUAGAGAGGACAAUCUCUUGUUUUAAAACGGACCACAAAGAACUUAAAUUGAUAGUCGCCAAAAACCUUGCUGAUAUCUUAACUUUUAAUUAUAUAAAGUUUGGUGUCAAUCUUCGAAAUCCUAGAGGUGCGCUAAAGUGCUGUUUAUCCUUUAUUACAGAUAGAUACACACAUAUUAACUCAGGGGAUAAUAUUCAAAUUGGAAUGGUUCAAACACUAGUUCAGUUUAUUGCACAAUUAAAUCUUGCAUAUAAAACAGGCUAUAUUUCUGUAUCGGAUAGCGAGCCGGCAAAUUUUGUAGCAUCUGAAAGUCUGCAGAUUCUCACAGAAAUAUAUCAUCAGAUAUUUGAUAUGACUCUGCUCAAUUUGACAAGGGAUUCAUCAUUAAAGGAACAUCAAUUUAUUUCGGAUAAGACAACGGAAGAAACUGGAUUUAGAACUUUACGUGAUUUAAAUGCUUUUUAUCGUUGCUUCCUUCAGGAAGUCGGUGAUGACGCCGAUGAGUUAGUGAUUCUUGGACAUUUAUUUUUCAAAGAAUCAAACUUAGCCAAAAGUGAAACACUAUCUAGUAGAACAUUGUUUACACCUCUUUGUGAGUUUAAAAGCAGCAAAAAAACAUACUACUAUUGGUUAACCUUGUUAGAAUUUGCGCAAUUGAUUAUUGAACACAUUGGCGAAUACCUUUACAAACACUUAGAAGAUAUUGGUGAGACCCAUGAUAAUCUUGGGACACAGCUAGCGCAACAGCUUUUUGUACUAUCACAUUGUGGGAUACCUGCUCUACAGUGGAAGGCUAGCGAAAUUUUAAUUCAGGUACUUCAGAUUCAGCCGGAAUUAUCACAUCAGUUAAUAGGCAGAGCUGUCUCAGAAGUUACUUCUAUUUUAGAGGUAAAGGGUAACAAGUCAACAAUUAGUUUUGAGGAAAGUCUUGGAUUUGCAUUUUUUACUGCAUCAGUUUUGACAUAUUGCCGGACUUCUUCUUUUUCACCUGAUAUGGAUUUACGCAUAUUCACCUUAUGCCAGGGUUACUUAAAAAAAUAUGCGUCAUCUGAUUUUUCAAGAGGUCAUGUUGGAAAUGCUUCCAGUCAAACUAUGAGCGAUACUGAUUAUCAGAAACAAGUGACUAGCUGGAUUCUAUUGUCAGGAUUGUUCAAUUAUGGGGCAAAGGAGAAGUACCAAGAAAAUAUUUUUUGGAUUGAUUCAACUCAAAUUUUGCAGAUAUGGAAAAGUAUUCUUGGACGUUCACUGCCAGAUUGGAUUGCUCGUGAUGCAAUAGCUGAUGGUCAAUCAAAUAUCAAUUAUGUAAUGGAAAUUAUUAAAAUUGUUGAAAUCAAGACAUACGCACUAACGUGUCUCUCCAGCUAUAUUGAUUUUGCUAUAAAAUGCCAUUUCGGCCAAGACAAGAACAUGCCUGAAGGUAUUUUAUCACCAGAGCUCACCAAAAAUAUUAAUAAAAUGCUUAUUCAUUCAUUCAGUUUUGUUAAAGGUCUUUUUAACAUGUUCAAAGAGGCUAAAAUAUGUCUCCCUGAAAGAUUAAAGUCAUCACUUUUGACUAAUCAAGUGAGAAUAUAUACGGUAUUGAUAAAGAUUAUACCAUAUUUGAAUGUUAAAACUGAUUUAAGUUCAGCAAUGUUUUUACAAGUUGUGGAUGAUUUUGCGGGUCUGAAUCCAAAUAUUUUUGAUGAUGGGGUAUACCAAUCUUUCUUGAAAGCAAAAGGACAGCAAAUUGAUCAGAAGUAUGAUAUAUAUGAAACGUGCGACAGAUUAUGUUAUGGACUUACAAGUAAGUUUGAUAAUUUUUCGGUUCAAACUAUUAAGAUUAAUUCUAUAUCUAAAGUAUAUGCAGGUAUCGUGAGGGGUAACACAACGGGUGAUAUUGAUACAAGCAUGCAUUUGAAACCUGUUUCCAUAUUUGACGAAUAUACAGAAUCAUGGUCGAGCAGGAGAAAUUCUCACAAUCUUGCAAAUGAUUAUAUGUUUUUGUUAUCCAAUGCUGGUCGCGCCCGAGGGUACACAAAUGAUGAGAAAUAUCCUGUUCGUCAUGAAAUAAUACUUGUGGAUCUUGCUAUCGAAAUAUUUUCAUUAAUAUUUCCAUCUCUUAGUACCAAAGUUCAACAAUCAAUCAUUGAAAACAUUAGAAGUUCGGCAUUGCUGAAUAAUAACAAGAAAGGGAAUAACCAUGAUCGGGUCAUACGUACUGCUGCUGCUGAUACAUAUUAUUUUUCUCGCAAACAGGCAAUAAUGAUAAACAGUGCUAUUGCGAUUUAUGAUGCAUUGUCCUAUGCGAUACAGAAAAACGUUAGCGAUAGUAUUAUCUCGGUAGCUGUUUUGGAACCAUUAUCUAGGACUUUAAAGGAUUUUGACAAUGAGGACUCAUAUUUGUCAGAAAUAAAUUCCCGAAGUAUUGGAUUGAUUGCCGCUUUGACAAGACGCAUAGACACAGGUGAGAAGUUGCAAUCCAUCAUUUCUUCUACAACGAGGUCCAUAAUUGAAGAUAAAAAUCCAUUAAUACGAGCAUUUGAUGUAAAAUCGUUGACAGAAAUCAUUAGCUCAAGUAAGAUUCCAUGUUCUCCACAGGCACUCCAGAUAUUGAUGAUGCUUUGCAUAGAUCCGCACCCGGUCGUUCAUAGCGCUUCAAUGGAUGCAUUAAGCAUUAUUAUUAGUUCGCAGUCUCCUACAAAUUUAAGCUUAUCGUACAUAUGGAAAACACUCGACGUUUUGGCAAAAGUCUGGAUUGAUGAUAGAUUUGGAAUAUCCUCUCCUACCACUGUUUGCUGCAAUAUGAAUUGUCGAGACUACCUUUGUUCCGAAGUUCUUGUCGGUAAAGUUAUUAGAAAGGUAGUUGGAUUUUCCGGGCCUUUGAUUUCUACUUGGAGCUUGGAACACAAGACUCUAUUGAAAAAUUUAAUUAUUGCAUUGCUAUAUCUCAAUGAAGAUCAUGUUUUAGCUGUUUCCAGAGAAAUGCUAAAGUGCUUAGAGGAAUUAGUUGUGUUUGACAGAACUCUUUUUUUGGGAUCGGUUCAUCUUCAUUACUUGGAGUUCCUUUUACAAAAUAGUUUUGCGAUUGGAAUUUACAAUGGCUCGUUAACAUGCAUGCCACUCGAGGCUUCAGGGGAAGAAUUGAGAAUUGGAACUCUUUAUCCGGUGACAACCAGUGUGAGAAUACGCGGAAUGUGCCUAGAAUAUCUUCAGCAAUUUUUGAAGAUUCAUUCGGAUAUUUUGAAAUUACCAUCAAGAAUUGAAGACCUCCUUUGGAUAUGCUUGGAAACUAAACACGGUUGUCUGCAAUCUUGGAACAUAUUAAGAUCUUUAAUUGGACAGUCUGGGUCGGAUAAGGCUGAAUGGGUUGCGAAACUUGUGGAUUACUUCGAUUCAAAAAAGUUUGAUUUAUGGAAAAUUGUCUUGGACGCCUUUAAAAUUAGGAUAGAAAGCGACGGUACUAUUCCAAAAAUUACUAUUUCACAGAUAGCAGAAGAUACAGGAACUGUUCAAAAAGGUGACGAUUCUUCUCACAAUAAUGGCCAGACCUCAAGAAAAUAUAGCGAAGAGUCUGAUGACAUAUUUGAAGGAAAUCAGGAAGCACUCAAUGUCAACACUGAUGGCGCGGAAAACAGCGAGAAAACAAAGUCAUCAGGACUAAAGGGUGAUUUGAAUACUAAAACAUUAUCACUUAAUCCUUUCAGUUUGAAGCUUGCGGAUACCAACUGGGAAUUUCGCUUGCGCAUAAUUUUGAUGUUGAAUGAGACUCUGGAAUAUGCUAGAAGAGACACUUCAUUAAGGAACAAGCUUGCUAGAAAAAUAUCUGAUUUGGUUAGAAUCUCAUUUAUUGGUACCACAUCAGGCAUGCCAACAUUAAGACUUGCAUCUUUAAAACUUCUACAGAAUUUGAUAGAUAUAUACGCCAAUGUUAAGGAUCCGGCGACAAAAAAUGAAAGUCUACUUUGCCAGCAGCAGGCUCAAAUAAUUGCCGCUAUUUCCCCAGCAUUUGAAGAGGGCUCAAACGCAGACAUAGUUUCUGAGGCAAUUUUACUUCUAUCAAAAUUAAUCACUACCGGUGUAACGCCUGUUACCCGUGUCGGAAGAGUUCUUCAGAUUUUGACCUCUGCAUUGGAAAAUAUGGCAAUUAAUAAUUCUUUUACUUCUUCUACGGGGGAGAAUAUCAUAAAGAUUGGAAAGCUUCAAAUUAGUACGCAGAACUCAAAAGAAAAGGUUUGGUAUUACCUUUUACAAUCAUGGGCUUAUAUAAAGACAGAAGGUAACAAGGAUGAUACUGCUCUAACUGCAUUGGUUCACAAAUAUAACAAUAUUCUUGUUCCGUUAUGGUUUUAUUCAUUAAGAAACUACGCUAUUAAAAAGUACGGGGAAAGAGACUUCAACACCAAGAAUGAAGUUCGUGGAAUAUUUAAUAACCAUUGCUGGAUAAGCAUUUUAAAGGCAUCUACUCAAACAGUAGCAGAAAACCCUAAAAAUUUUUUGGAUUUGAUGGGGGAUGAAUCGGCAAAUUUCGUUUUGGUUGUUUUGGCUCAGUGCAUUGAAACUUUAAUACAGCUAUCAUCAAGCAAUCGAGUUGGAGAUGAUCAGCUUGAGGUCAUAAUUAUUCGAUCUUUGGACGAGCUCUUUAGUGUGGACAUCGCCUUGACAAUUUUAUUCAAAAGGUUGGUCUUUGGGGAAUUUAUCGACCUUUUUGACCGGCUCAUUUUUGUUUCCAGUUAUAAUGUUAAACUCGAAAUUAUAAGGCUUUCGAAGACUAUUUUUGAAAAUUAUUUUAAGCGUGAGGAAACAUCAAGUUCAACGGGGAGGGAAGUAUCAAAUGAUGUGGAUGAACUUUUUGAACUUAUUAGAUUGAAUAUUCUCCAUAUUACCAAUAUUCUACCUUUUUUGAAGGAUGGUAAAGUUACUCAUGACCAUGUUGAAAUGACAGAUUCUGACAUCAAACUGCUGAAAGAGUCUUUUGAUACAGUAGUUGAAAUGGCACAAUUUCUUCCAGAAGUUAUGCAGAUUGAUGUUCUUUCGUGCACACUCUACAUGCUCACAUUGAUCUAUAAGUUCAGAAACAAAAAAAUUAUUUCGACGUUGUUACCUUCAUUAAAACGAAUUUUAUCAGAUUUUGCAGCUGUGGAUCCAGAAGAUAUCAAUGUCACGAACUUUUUUACAACAAUUAAUGAUCAACUUGAGAUUAACGAUGAAGACUCAUUGAUUACUAUAUUAAUUCUCGUUUCGACGAUCAAUAAUAUGACUUUAAGAGAAAAUGACUUUGAUAAUAUUUGCAGAUUUUUGAUUACGGGACUCAAGUCAGAAGAUGCAAGCAUAGUGGCAUUGACAACACGUACCAUAAACAUUUUGAUAAAAGAAAGAAACAGCCCUUCACGUGAAAUUUUAUUGUCAAAAUUAAUUCCCGAAAUUAUUAAUGUAAUAGGAUCGGAAGUAAAUGAAAUUCAGGAACCUAGACUCAUGGUUGAGAUUUUGGUUGCAUUUAUAAGAAGAUUAUCCAAAAAUGACAAUAGAUUAUUGACAGCAUACUCUGUAUUCAUUCCUGUUAUGUUAUGGUUUUCUACUAUCGAUGACAACAAAUUUCGGAGUUACGUACGGGACAAAUUGCAUAAAUUAAUGAAAAUUUCUCCCGAGGUCUUUAAAAUGUAUGUUGUUGGAGUUUCUGAGAGGAGGAAGAUACAAAUUGGGGAUUUAAUGAAGUAUUUACCCCAAGGAAUAACUUCAAAUAAAAAUGAUGACGAAUCAAAAACCACGCUGCAAGAGCCGGAGGACCAACCGCACAUAAGCUUAAUAAAAUUCGAGUAA
Brettanomyces bruxellensis is the source of this 6666-nucleotide messenger RNA. RefSeq lists its product as uncharacterized. Bases 1 to 6666 code for a protein of 2221 amino acids. The record is from RefSeq and is a predicted model, not a curated record. Gene Ontology annotation, cellular component: membrane; Golgi apparatus; endocytic vesicle. NCBI's taxonomy places the organism in Eukaryota, Fungi, Ascomycota, Pichiomycetes, Pichiales, Pichiaceae. The transcript has a single exon. Gene Ontology annotation, biological process: retrograde transport, endosome to Golgi; endocytosis; intracellular protein localization.